AUGAUCCAACUUCCGUUCAACUUGAUUUCGGAAGUUGGAUCGACUUCCGUCGCGAGGCUGAACGUCGCCUGCGCCGCACCAGCAAAUUCCAGCCCUGCUGUCAGGCCGCAGCGACAAGAGGCGUCGCUCGUGGCAUCAUGGAGGAAGGCGCGCGUCGCCAGACCGGUGGUGCUCAGUGCCAGCGCGCAGGUGCAGGCCGCUCCCCGCGUGUCUGCACCCUCCGUAGCGGUGAAGGCAUCAGCAGGAUCUGCUGACGAGGCGGGCGUCAAGUACCACUUCGUGGUGGCGAACGCGACGUUCAUGCUGGACGAGGAGGAGCACUUUCAGGAGCAGCUCAAGGAGCGGCUACGGUGGCUGCACGAGAAGGGCAUGGAGCAGAACUUCUGGCUCGUCUUCGAGCCCAAGUUCCUCGAGGAGUUCCCCGAGAUCGCCAAGCGCGUCAAGAGACCCGCCGUUGCUCUCGUCUCCACUGACGCUACCUGGAUCACGUUCAUGAAGCUGCGCCUGGACCGCGUACUCAAGGGCGAGUUCGAGGCGAGCUCACAGGACGACGCAUUGGAGGGCAAGCCCUUUGACAUCUCCUUCCCCAAGCCCGCCAACUGGGUCGCGCCCUACCCUAAAUACGAGCCCACCUGGUGGAAGCCCUAUGCCCCAGCCAAGUAUGCCAAGUCAAAUGGCUCUGCCAUCGGUGCCUGCAUGCGCUUCUCCGCGUCUUCCCCUCCCCAUCGUGCUCCCUUCCCCUCCCCCCGUCGCGCUCCCUUCCCCUCCCCGUCGCGCUCCCUUCCCCUCCCCGUCGCGCUCCCUUCCCCUCCCCGUCGCGCUCCCUUCCCCUCCCCGUCGCGCUCCCUUCCCCUCCCCGUCGUGAUCCCUUCCCCUCCCCGUCGUGAUCCCUUCCCCUCCCCGUCGUGCUCCCUUCCCCUUACCGUCGUGCUCCCUUCCCCUUACCGUCGUGCUCCCUUCCCCUCCCCGUCGUGCUCCCUUCCCCUCCCCGUCGUGCUCCCUUCCCCUCCCCGUCGCGCUCGUUACGCUUGCCCGCCGCCCUCGCUUUCUCUGAAUGUCGCCCACGUUGCCUCUGCCCCACGUCCUCAAUUGACAUGCUACCUCUGCUCCUUCCCUCUCUUCCCACCCUCCAGUCACCUCUCUUUUCUAUCUCUCUCCAAGCUUCCACUCCCGCUCCCGCUGUUUUACCCUCCGUCCCUAUGCGGUGUCCCCCUUUCCCUACAAUCUGCUUUCCCCCUCCCCCCUUACUCCAUUUCUUCUGAUUUCUUCCCUUCCCCCUCUUCGCCUCUCCUUCCCUCCCUCGCUGUCCCUCUCUAUUCGACUCUCUUCCCUUCCCUCUCUGCUGGCCCCUUCUCUCCUUUCCCUCUCAGCCCCUCUUCUCCUUUCCCUCUCAGCCCCUCUCCUCCUUUCCCUCUCAGCCCCUCUCCUCCUUUCCCUCUCAGCCCCUCUCCUCCUUUCUCUCUCAGCCCCUCUCCUCCUUUCCCUCUCAGCCCCUCUCCUCCUUUCCCUCUCAGCCCCUCUCCUCCUUUCUCUCUCAGCCCCUCUCCUCCUUUCCCUCUCAGCCCCUCUCCUCCUUUCUCUCUCAGCCCCUCUCCUCCUUUCCCUCUCAGCCCCUCUCCUCCUUUCCCUCUCAGCCCCUCUCCUCCUUUCCCUCUCAGCCCCUCUCCUCCUUUCCCUCUCAGCCCCUCUCCUCCUUUCCCUCUCAGCCCGUCUCCCUGCACAUGA
Messenger RNA from Closterium sp. Yama58-4, 1725 nucleotides. NCBI's taxonomy places the organism in Eukaryota, Viridiplantae, Streptophyta, Zygnematophyceae, Desmidiales, Closteriaceae. The record is from the annotation of a GenBank genome assembly.